AUGUCUCUACAGUACGAUGUUGAAUUUGCAAAGGAAGCUGCUCCUGUUCUACAACGCCUUGUCCAUAUCCCCAAACCAGCGGUCAACGAUGUCUCCACGAGACGUGCCAUGCUCAAUGCCAUGACCAGCGAAGAUAUCAGUGUACCCGAUGAUGUCGAACAUGUGGUUCACAGCGUCGCUGGGCCAGAUGGCCACAACGUGCCCGUCUACCACUUUCGUAAGAAGGUGCCACCUCGUGAAGGGGGAGAGCCAGCCAUUGUUCACAUCCAUGGUGGAGGCUACAUCGCUCUCAGUGCAGCCAGAUGCGCAAUGCCCCACGGAGCAUCGGUAUCUCAAACCGGCGUUCAGAUCUUGAGCAUCGACUACCGUCUAGCACCGGAGAACCCGUACCCUGUGCCGCUGGAUGAUUGCUGGGCCGUCCUGCAAUGGAUCCACAGUAAUGCAGAGAGACUGUCAAUCAACCCAGCUCGCAUUGCAGUCAUGGGCGAGAGCGCCGGAGGUGGCUUGGCAGCUGCCCUCACUCUGUUGGCGCGAGAUCGAGCGUUGUCGCCGCCACUGGCGAAGCAGAUUCUGGUGUACCCUAUGUUAGAUGAUCGGACCAAGACCAACCUUGCGGGAAGUCUUGUCUUUUGGAACGAACAUGACAAUAUCACGGGCUGGAAUGCGUAUCUGGGACCGGAGGCAGGUAGCGACGGGAUUGUUUCCUAUGCCUCACCUGCUCGGGUUGAGAGCGUGGAGGGGCUACCUCCGCUGUAUCUCGACUGUCCUCAGCUUGAUAUCUUUGUGCACGAGGCAAUAGAGUACGCGCGCCGGUUUGUGGCUGCCCACAUCCCCACUGAAUGCCACAUUUAUCCCGGUCUGCCGCAUGGCUUUGAGGCAGUGGCAACCAACAUCAGUGUCACUCGGCAGGCUAUCAGUAAUCGCUAUAAGGCAAUGUCUAGUUUUUGA
Messenger RNA from Penicillium brevicompactum, 948 nucleotides. RefSeq names its product alpha/beta hydrolase. The record is from RefSeq and is a predicted model, not a curated record. Bases 1 to 948 code for a protein of 315 amino acids. The transcript has a single exon. NCBI's taxonomy places the organism in Eukaryota, Fungi, Ascomycota, Eurotiomycetes, Eurotiales, Aspergillaceae. Gene Ontology annotation, molecular function: hydrolase activity.